Molecule: messenger RNA, 1921 nt
Organism: Rattus rattus (black rat)
Lineage: Eukaryota; Metazoa; Chordata; Mammalia; Rodentia; Muridae
Product: zinc finger protein 33B-like
Exons: 4
Coding region: 116-1879 (587 amino acids)
Biological process (GO): negative regulation of transcription by RNA polymerase II
Molecular function (GO): DNA-binding transcription repressor activity, RNA polymerase II-specific
Source: RefSeq, a predicted model, not a curated record
UACCCAGCGCUUGCUGUUCACGGACAACCAAACCCUGACACAAAGACCGGAAAGAUGGCUCAGAGGGUGAAGUGCCCACUGUGUAUGAGGACCUGAGUUCAGAUCUCCAGCACCCAUGUUAAAAAGUCAGGGACCAGUGUUGUUCGAAGAUGUGUUUGUGGCCUUCACUCAGAAGGAGUGGCAGUUGCUGGAUGCUGCCCAGAGGCACCUGUACAGGGAGGUGAUGCUGGAGACCUACAGGCACCUACAAGCAGUGGGGCACAGUAUAACCAAACCUGAGCUGAUAUGCAAGUUGGAGCACGGAGAAGGUCCUUGGGACCCACCAGGCCAUGGCCUCUCAGAAGCCCAGAGGGUCGAUACCAUGACAACAAAUGGAGAAAACGGAGGCAGAUCUUUGAGUCGAGUGUUUGUCAGCAGUGAAACACUGACUAAGAGAAGAAGCAAGGCUCUAAGAGAAAUAGUUCAUCUGGCCACAAGCUCAGAGGCCUCGAGAGAAAUACAUCAGAAGUGUCACUCGAUGGACGAAAACUUGGAAAAUAUCACAGGGUUAGCUACUGGUAACAGAAACUCCUCUCAGGACAGCAAAUACAUGCAAGCCACUGCCCACAAGAUAAGGUUCCAGUCUUUUCUAAGAACCCUGAGGGAAAGGAAGGCUCAAGAGGCCAGCAAACAUGGAAAACCGUCAUGUGUGAGGUCAAACCAUGAACAUCCAGGAACUCAUGUAAGGGAGAAACUCUGUGAGUGUGAUAUCCUUGUGAACCCCUUUAAUGAGAAACCGGAUCUUAGCAGAGGUCAGAGAAGGCGGCCAGGAGGAGAGCGUGGUGAACAUAGUGUCAGUGAGAACACUGUAAGAAGCUCACCUCACCUCCAAAACGAGAAGCUUCACGUGAGAGAGAUCUGUGGCCAUGGGAACUGUGGGGAAACCCUUCGUGGGAAGCCGUGCCUUACUCAGAACCAGAGAACUUGCACAGCAGAAAAACCCAGGUGUGCAGACAACCGAAGACGUCGGUCUGAGACGUGUGCAGCCUUAAAGACGUCGAGUCUGAGCCUACAUCAGAGAAGCAGCACAAGAGAGAAAAACCCCAAAGGGGUUGAGUGCGAGGAGUCAUCGGGCCUCUCUCUCAAGGAAUCAAGCACUCAACAUGGGAGAUGGUCCUUGGAGGAAAAACCAGAGUGUGAGGGAAAUGAGAAGCUGGACCAUAAUAAAAAUCAGAGCAUUUGGAAAGAACAGAAAGCCCGGGAGUGCAGCAAGUGUGAGGAAAGUUGCUCUAGGACCGCAGGCCCUCCUCAGCACCAGAGCUCAAACCCGGGGAGGAAACCCUACGCAUGCAAUGAAUGUGACCGGUCCUUCCUGGUGAAGUCGAACCUCACGGAGCACCAGAGAACUCACACAGGAGAGAAACCCUACGAAUGUAAAGAAUGUGGAAAGUCAUUUUGCCAAAAGUACGCCCUCACGGUCCACCAGAGAACUCACACGGGAGAGAAACCAUAUAAAUGCAGUGAAUGUGGGAAAACCUUCUGUGUGAAAUCCAACCUUACCCAGCACCAAAGGACUCACACGGGAGAGAAGCCGUACAAAUGCAGCGCGUGCUGGAGAUCGUUCUGUGUCAAGUCCAACCUCGUCGUGCACCAGAGAACUCACACAGGAGAGAAACCCUACGAAUGUCUCGAGUGCGGGAAGACCUUCUAUGAGAAGUCCGCCCUCACAAAACACCAGCGGAUUCACACGGGGGAAAAACCUUACGAAUGCGAAGAAUGCAAAAAGAGUUUCAGCCAGAGGUCGGCCCUUACCAAGCAUCAAAGGAAAACACACAGGAAGAAGACACCCACCAGUAGCCUUCAUGGGCAGAAAUCCGAAUCAACCAGAGAAGCUCACUGAGCAGCGACAAAAUGCGAGAGCAAGAUGCUACCAUGGAAACAC